Ctenopharyngodon idella (grass carp) is the source of this 993-nucleotide messenger RNA. RefSeq names its product olfactory receptor 1-like. The record is from RefSeq and is a predicted model, not a curated record. Lineage: Eukaryota; Metazoa; Chordata; Actinopteri; Cypriniformes; Xenocyprididae. Gene Ontology annotation, biological process: G protein-coupled receptor signaling pathway. Gene Ontology annotation, cellular component: membrane. Gene Ontology annotation, molecular function: G protein-coupled receptor activity; olfactory receptor activity. The coding region runs from base 4 to 993 and encodes 329 amino acids. The transcript has a single exon.
AUCAUGAGCUCCAUGCAGUCAAACUCUUCUGCAAAUGUAACCUUUGUUCGUCCUGCAACAUUUUUCCUCAACGGCUUUUCUAAUGUUCCAUAUGUGAAAUACUACUAUGCAUUCUUGUCUUUGGUGUAUGUUGUGACUGUUUUAGGGAAUUCAUUUAUCAUGUAUAUAAUUUAUUUGGCCCGCAGACUUCACACAGCCAAAUACAUGGCUGUUUUCCAUCUGGCCCUUUCUGAUCUGUGCGGAAGCUCGACUUUGAUUCCAAAUAUCAUUGACACAUUUUUGUUUGACCACCAUGACAUUUCAUACGAAGUGUGCUUCGUAAAUAUGUUUUUUGUAUAUCAUUUCAUGAAUCUGCAGUCUUUGACUCUACUUGUCUUGUCUUAUGACAGACUGGUUGCUAUUUGUUUUCCUCUACAGUAUCAUGCAAUUGUUACCAAAUCAGCCAUGUUUCUGAUCAUAGGAGUUAUGUGGAUUUUAUCUGGGACUUAUUUUUCUGUACAUGUGGGUUUGCUGAAUAGACUUUCUAUUUGUAGUUCUAAUGUGGUUAAUAGUUAUUUCUGUGAUUAUGGCCCUGUCUGUAGACUAGCUUGUAAUGAUAAUUCCUUAAAUUUACUGAUGGGAAAAAUUUGCCUUGGUUUUCUGAUUUGUCUGCCUCCAAUACUGAUCUUCAUUUCAUAUAUCUGCAUUGCUCUGGCUCUGCUUAAGAUUGCUCAUGGUGCUGAACGAAUCAAAGCCAUAAAAACCUGCACCUCACAUCUCAUUUUGGUGGCAGUUUUUUAUCUUCCACUUGUAGCCAAUAAUAUUGCAGCUGCCACAGUACCGAUCCAUCCAAACUCCAGGUUAAUUAACAAUUCCUUGACUCAGAUAGUACCACCUAUGUUGAAUCCCAUCAUAUACACUCUAAAGACAGAGGAGGUUAUGCAAUCCAUAAAAGAACUGUACAAACGAAGCAAGGUGAACACUACUCAGGAAAGAAAUAUGAAAUUAAAUUGA